Molecule: messenger RNA, 873 nt
Organism: Euleptes europaea (tarantolino)
Lineage: Eukaryota; Metazoa; Chordata; Lepidosauria; Squamata; Sphaerodactylidae
Exons: 2
Coding region: 1-873 (290 amino acids)
Source: RefSeq, a predicted model, not a curated record
AUGCCUCACAAUGCUCAUAGGUGCUGCCCCAAACAAUCACAGCAGUGUAGCAGCCACCCUGCAAGAGCAGCACUUUGUACGCAGCUUUGUUCAGCCAGGCAAAAGUCAACCAAAGCUAGAAGAGGCCGCAGCCCUUCACCGCCCCCAUUAUCCCCUGUGGAGGCGGAUGAAUAUGAUUCUUUGAAAGAAUCAGUUGCAGGUUCUUUAGUUUUAGAAAACCAAAUUGAAAUCAGUUCUAAACAGCCUCCAUCCCUCUUGCCAGCUGAAAGAAGUUGCUCUGAGUGUGGACAUAAAGAUAAAAUAUUCAUUGUAGAAGCGUCUGAUAACUCAGAGGAAACUUUUCUGUGUGUAAAUCGAGAAAAUCGCCUUAUGAUUUCUGAUAAGCUUGAAAAAGUUGAAAACGUAGCUGCAUUUCAAGACUUAAUGGAUCGAAUUAAUGAGAAAUUAAAAUUAAUAGAAACUACUGAUACUACUGAUAAAGCAAACCCUGCAAAACUAUUGAAGAGUGAUGGGAAAACAGAAACUGAUACUAAAUUGCAAAAGUUUAUAGCAUCUCUCUUAUGCAACGCUAAGGCAAAUGAUUACAAUUUUAUGGAGCUGUUGAGCCAACAUGACACAGAAGCGCAAAAUAAUAUCCAAACCAGAUUUCGCAAACGACAAGAAACCUUGUUUGCAAGGCAGAAUCCCCCCAAUUCAUCAUUGUUUAGACGGCAGUCUUUGCAGCUCAAGAGGGAACUUGCUAGACUUGAGGAAACCUUGAUAAAGAGAAAGGCAGCUUCAGAGAAAAAUAUGAAAAAGCCUACAAAAAACGACAAACUAUCACCAAGCACAACUGACAAUCAUAGAAUGGUGGGAUCCAUCAGUUUCCAAUGA